Molecule: messenger RNA, 621 nt
Organism: Anopheles marshallii
Lineage: Eukaryota; Metazoa; Arthropoda; Insecta; Diptera; Culicidae
Product: fas apoptotic inhibitory molecule 1
Exons: 3
Coding region: 1-621 (206 amino acids)
Biological process (GO): canonical NF-kappaB signal transduction; positive regulation of neurogenesis; negative regulation of extrinsic apoptotic signaling pathway via death domain receptors
Source: RefSeq, a predicted model, not a curated record
AUGAGCAAACUAACGAUGCUGAACAAUGCCGACAUCUUGUCCAACAUUCCACCGCUCGGUGGUAAGGAUACCACCGCCCAGCACCGGGAAGUGGUCGCUCGAUGGCGUGUGCCCAUGUACGGGAAGGUGUACGAGAUCGAGUUCGAGCACGGUACGGCUAGCGGGAAGCGUGUGCUGUGGAUCGAUAAGCAGGAAAUGUUUCGCCGCGACUGGAUGUUCAAGCUGGUCGGAGAGGACAUGUUCAAGCUGGAGGAUAAACGGUGCAUCAUACGGGUCGAUCCACUGCCCGGCUUCCGGUACAGCUACUCCUUGUUCGUGGACGGCAAAUCGUACGAACAGUUCACGGAAAGUCAAGCCAAAGCGCUCAAAACGUGGGAAGCAAAGCUGGGCGAUAAUUUCUACCGCAUCGUGCUAGAAAAGAAUACGCUAAACAUCUACGUGAAUGGGAAGCUUAUAGAAGAAAAUGGUGAGUUCGUAGAAGGUGGCACCGAUACAACAUUCAUCGAGGACAGCAACACGUUCGUGCUCAGCGCCCGUACGAGCGGCAACAAACGGGAAGGUAUCAUCCACCGGUUGACGGUAAACGGUACGGACGUUCCUGAUUCCGGUGCGAUGAUGUGA